Messenger RNA from Galleria mellonella (greater wax moth), 3417 nucleotides. It is a transcript of the gene nvy, whose product is annotated as protein CBFA2T1. The transcript has 12 exons. The record is from RefSeq and is a predicted model, not a curated record. Lineage: Eukaryota; Metazoa; Arthropoda; Insecta; Lepidoptera; Pyralidae. Gene Ontology annotation, cellular component: nucleus. The coding region runs from base 233 to 1960 and encodes 575 amino acids. Gene Ontology annotation, molecular function: transcription corepressor activity. Gene Ontology annotation, biological process: negative regulation of DNA-templated transcription; DNA-templated transcription.
GUGAGUCACACGUAACCGUCUCACACUCGUUUACCGCGCCGAGAGAUCGCGUUCGAAAUUUAAAUUUCAAAUCGACCAUAAAUACUAGUUUAGUUUUUUUCUUAAAUUGAGACAUCGUUGCGUUCCGUUUUGUUCUUGCAGUGAUUUAUUUUUAAUAAUAGUGAACUGUGAAAGACUGCAAUAAUAAAAACCGGCGGAAGGCUGUUUGCUGUCAGCUGUCAAAACGCUGAAGAUGGAAGCGAAGGUGAAGGAGGAGUUACCGGACAAAGACUACACGCAGCCUACGACCACUGAUAGGCGAAAAUCUUCUACAACGGGCAAAGAGCGAAGAUCACCAGAACAGGAGGAGGCGAGGUCUUCCCCCACACCUGGUCCGCCCAGUCCGCAGAACAAUGGAACUACAGCCACGUUAUCAUCAACGGAGUCGCUAUCCCCGCCGCUAGCGGAAGGCUCCCGGUCGGCGCCGGCGCUGCAGCGGCUGCGGCGCUUUCUGUCAGCGCUGCAGCAGUUCGCUGCAGACGUGGGAGUGGACACGGGCGAGAGGGUGCGUCAACUCAUAUACAAUCUUGUUUCCGGGACACUGAAUAUUGAAGAGUUCCAGUCUGGAGUCCAGGAGUGCACCAACUACCCUCUCCGCGCAUCAGUGCCGGGUUUCCUUCGGGCGUUGUUACCUCUUGCACAGAGAGACUUGCACGCUCGGGCACGCAGAGCGAAACAGACUCCCCUGCAGUACAUCAGAUCACACGAGCACCUCAUCCUGGAGACAGGUGGCGAUAGCAGCGACAUCUUCGCGCCUCAGCAGCCAGGAACGGCUGUAGAACCAGGGGUGAAGCGGAGGGCCAGUGAUCCGUUCUACGAUGCAGCCCAGACCAAUGGGGUACACCAUGAUGACUAUCCUCCGCAGCCGAAACGUCCUCCCCCCUCCAGCUUGUUCAUGAACCCUUCUCCAUUCCUGUACCCUUUGCCAAGUAAUGCCAGUCUUUUCGAGUAUGGUCACCCCUAUCAAGGAUACCACGGCGCGCAGGGAGAAAGUGGCUUUGAAAGAAGAGAUGGUUGCAUCACAGUCCGCGACGUGUCAUCGAUGAACGCAUCAUUCGCCGAGCCGCGGAGCCUCGGAGCCGGUGGUGCAGGGUCAUUAAAGGGAGAUGACGAAUGGAAAAACAUCAACACCAUGUUGAACUGUAUACUCAGCAUGGUGGAAAAGACGAAACGGGCAUUGGCUAUAUUACAGCAAAGAGGUGUGGAACCAACCGAGAGCAGUGACAUCAAACGUGCAGCGAGCGAGAUAAUGGCGACUGCUGUGAGGCAGACCGAGGAAAGGGUGGCUGAAGUCAGGAGACGAGCCGAGGACGCUGUCAACCAGGUGAAACGUCAAGCGCUGCUGGAACUACAGAGGGCUGUUGGCGCGGCCGAGUCCAAGGCAUUAGAGUUGGUGGCAGCUGAACGGGGCAAGAUGGACAGGAUGGUGGAGAGGCGGCACAGCCCGCCACCCGGACGGGACCUGAGUCCCAACGCCUCGGGACAGCAGAACUGUUGCUGGAACUGCGGUCGUAAAGCGCAAGAGACUUGUUCUGGGUGCAACGCCGCGCGGUACUGUGGAGCGUUUUGCCAGCACAAGGAUUGGGAGAAUCAUCAUCAGGUAUGCAGCGGACGAGACCAGAAACCGACAGCUUUACUCCGCACGUCGCCGCCGGCAACCGCGACGACCCUAGCGAAAACGUUAACCCGCUCAACCACGCCGAUCACAGCGACCAGCAGCAACCAAACACCGGUUACGACCGGUUCAGACCGGUUACCGGACAACCGGCUCUCGCUUAGCUCACUAAAUUCCGCUGAAAGGUUGCUAUCUGUGUCAACCAGUCAGGAUCGAAGCUUGUCCUCGACGAAUAGCGAGAGAAUUGCUUUAGCUUCCUUGUCGUCCGCUCAAGGCCUGAUAGGGGGGAUAGGGGGGAAGAAAUGACGCCUUAACAAAGAACAAUUGGGUUCAAUUAGGUUUCCAAGGAAAAUUAGAAGGUAAUUUUUAGGGUUGUUAAGCUACUAUGGUGUUCUUUUAUCAGAGAUAAUGUAGCUUAGGAUUACUUCCCGUCCGGAUAGGAUCGGACUUUCAUUCUUUUAUCCGGAUAUUUCAAAGUUCCAACCGACUUUAAAAAAAGGAGAUUCUUAAUUCGAUUAUACUUUUUAUGUUUGUUACCUCACAACUCUGUCAGUUGUAAACCGAUUUGGAAUGUUUUUUUUUAAUCUGAAAUCAUUAUAAUUAUUUUUAUUUUACGAAUAGAAAUUUUAUCAAAAUCGAUUCAGUGUUUAAGUUUUUAAAUCAAAACAAAUUGGUUUUGUCACAAUUGAAGAUGCAGUUUUUUGUUGGAACACGAUCUUUAAUUAUGUGAUUUUACAGUUCAGAUAUUUUUUCAAAAAACUUUCAAAUUUCAAAAUGGUAUGGCCCUUUUUAAAUUUUAAAAUUAUAGUAAUGAGAAUUUGUAGUUAAGGCGAGAUAAAUCUCUUUUUCCAUGUGACCUCAAUUCAGGAAAAUAUCUUUUUUUCUUUAUUGUUAAAUUUUUUAUCGAUUAUUUAUUAAGUUGAGACGCUUUUGUCUACUCUGCUUUCAUGGCCCUUGUGGUACUUACCAUCGGGCAGGUCGUAUAGUUGUUUGCUAGCGUGGUGAUAUAAAAAAAAAUCAUGUGAUAUUAUUUUUUAUUGUUUAUUUUGUAGAUUGACAAAUGGUUGUUAUAACAUUUAUGUGUAAAUAAUGUAUGGAGAAAUGUAGAAUAGUGUUUUCUAAGCACUGUUUAUUUAUUUUUAUUCGGGUUUGAGUUUAUUAAACAAAAUUUAAAAAAAAUGAUACCUAGUCUUGCAUAGUACCUAGGUACUUUUUAUCUAAUUUGAAUAUUUACACUGACAGUUUAUUUUUAAAACAAUAAAAAGGUAAUGCAAUUAAUUACCUAUACUAAAUUGACUUACAGAGUACGCAGACAGGGAUGGCAACGCGUGAUGGGCACCAUGGGCGUCACAGUUUAUCCAGUGAUGUCCACAGAUACACUGUGACGCCCUGUGAGUGUGAUGUAUAAAAUUACCACUUUCCAUCAACCUGGUUGCCAUUAUAAAAACGAGAAUUAAACAAAAAGGUACAUAAUUGUUGAAAACAGUAUUCUUUAUGUAAAAUAGAAAUUUAUGUUAUUUUUUUUUAUAUUUUUUUUUUCAUAACUGUCUUUAUAUUUAUAUAAUGUUAGGUAGAUACAUGUAGUUAUGUUCAACCAAAGUAUCAAUGUCGUGCAAUCUAAUGCCAUUUUAUUUUUUAUUAUAAAUAGUUUAUGUUGUUAUUACUUUAAUACACUUGUCAUUUCUUUGCACAGUGAAUAAACUUAGCAUUGUUUACAUAAAAGAACUUUUAACUUUGUUAAAUUUAACAGAGGGAGAAUUUGU